Molecule: messenger RNA, 1654 nt
Organism: Sabethes cyaneus
Lineage: Eukaryota; Metazoa; Arthropoda; Insecta; Diptera; Culicidae
Product: probable cytochrome P450 9f2
Exons: 3
Coding region: 75-1622 (515 amino acids)
Molecular function (GO): monooxygenase activity; heme binding; iron ion binding
Source: RefSeq, a predicted model, not a curated record
UCGUGAUGUGUUUUUGCUGCUGGCCGGGGAUGGGCUGAAGAUUUUGUGUCUACAAUCGGUUUCGAGGUCCAAAAAUGAACACCGAAGACUUGUACUGGUUUACCUUUACGCUGGUAACUAUUGUUGGUUACUUUACGUUUAAGUUACUGACCCGCUACCGGCAUUUCUUCUACGUUCGAGGCGUGGCCUUCGAAAAACCACACUUUAUCUAUGGAAAUUUGAACGAUGUGUUGAGUGGAAAAACUUCCACACUGGAGCUAGUGCAGCAAUUCUAUCAUAAAUUCAAAGAUCAAAGGUUGUUCGGUUUCUACAACUACCUCAGCCCCGUGUUCUACAUCCGUGACCCAAAUCUAGCCCGAAGAAUAUGGACCCAGGAAUUUAAACAUUUUUCUAAUCAUGGUUACUUUUUAGACGAGAAUAAGGAUGUUAUUCUAGGCAAUCAACUGCACCUUCUCAAAGGUGACAAAUGGAAGCAAAUGAGACACACCGUCAGUCCUAUUUUUGCAGCAAAGAAUGUGGCUCUGAUGACUUCAUUGAUUCGGACUAAUUCAUUGGAUUUGGUAGACUUUCUGGCAGCCUCCGUCGAACCUGAGUUGGAUUUCAAGGGAAUCUUUCAGAAGCACGUUUUUAACGUGAUCGCUAGCUGCGCCUUUGGGCUGGAGUUAAACACCUUCAAGACUGAAUCAGAUCCGUUCUGUCACAUUGGCAGUUCACUAGUGUUUGGAAAUAAUCCGGUUCAGACAAUUAAAACGAUGUUGUUUUAUUUAUUUCCCAAGCUGAUGGGUAAAAUGAAAAUUCAACUGAUGGAAUCGAGCCAUGCGAAGUAUUUUCUGCGAAUUGUGAAAUCUGCCCUAAAAGAACGAAAAGAAAACAAUUUGAACAGACCGGACAUGAUUCAGUUUCUGGAAAAAGCCAGAAACGGUGAACUACAUCUUGAUACCGAGAGUGAAGACUGUCUUCAGAUGCGAGACUUUUCACGGAGAAAGUGGAGCGAUGAGGAACUGAUCGCACAAUGCGUCGCAUUUUUCGGAACAGGAUUCGAAGCGAUGGUGAAUCUGCUAUCAUUUGCCGUCUAUGAACUGGCAGCAAACGCAGACGUUCAGGAAAAAUUAUUAGAGGAAAUCCGAAAUCAGCUAUCAGACAAUCCAGUAACCUACGAAGCGGUCACCGGGAUGACCUAUCUGGACAUGGUCAUCAGCGAAACGCUGCGCAAGUGGCCAGCUUCACCCACCUGUGAUAGGGAAUGUUCCAACGAUUUUUCGCUCAACGAGAACGGCCAGCGAGUGCAGUUCCGCAAGGGCGAUUCCAUUUGGGUUUCACUGUGGGCGCUGCAGCGGGACGAAAGUUACUUCCCCGAGCCAGAACGGUUCGAUCCGCAGCGAUUUAGCGAGACCAACAGAGGUCGGAUUGCGGAUUCAGGCUACAUGCCGUUCGGUUUAGGCCAAAGAGAUUGCAUUGGAAGGUACUUUGCUUUACUGGUUGCCAAAGUGACUCUAGUGGAUGUACUAAGAAAAUUUCAGCUUCGACUGGGAAGCAAAAUUGUUGCCCCACUGCAGCUUGCAAAGGGAUCUGUUACUCUAGAACCAGAAGGAGGUUUUUGGCUGGAGUUUCAUCCACGAUAGAAUAAAAAUGAAAAAACAGUAUUACGAAAAUU